Molecule: messenger RNA, 2663 nt
Organism: Arabidopsis thaliana (thale cress)
Lineage: Eukaryota; Viridiplantae; Streptophyta; Magnoliopsida; Brassicales; Brassicaceae
Product: Ubiquitin C-terminal hydrolases superfamily protein
Exons: 7
Coding region: 320-1519 (399 amino acids)
Biological process (GO): mRNA processing; spliceosomal complex assembly; protein deubiquitination
Cellular component (GO): nucleus
Molecular function (GO): cysteine-type deubiquitinase activity; zinc ion binding
Source: RefSeq, marked reviewed
AUAACAGUGUGGCCCAAUAAUAAAUAUUCGGCCUUUUAACCGAGUUAAUCAAUCUGGGUGAGACUUGAGUCGGCUCUUGAAGCUUUAAUAGGUUGUUUGUUUAACGUCUGCGUUGUGGCGGAUUUUGAAGUUUCUCGAGAAAAUUGGGAACGAGAGAUAAGUUCGAGUAGAUUCGCGACUGUCGACGCUUCUGAUUUGAAGUAUUUGGCGUUUUUUGGAAGAGUUCAUUGCUUCUUUGGUUGAGGAUUCUUCGUGAAUCGCUGGGAUUUUGUGUUCUAAGGUUUUUGAAGCAAGCUUUAGCUUAGGGAAAAUUUUGAGAAUGAAAGGUGAAAGAGAAGUGAAGAAUGGUGUUUCUGAGGAAGAGAGAGAGGUGAAGAGGAAGAGAGUGAUGGAACGGUCUGAUUCGCCACCUCCACCACUAGGUUUCAACAAUCCUCUUUUGCCGUUUGCUAAUGCUUACGAUGAUGAUAAUAACCAGCAGAAUAAAUCGCAAACUCGUUGUAAUGUAGUUGCGAAAGGAGAGGGAAAUGGUAACAAAGUGAAAGGAGAAGCUCAAGUAGAGGUCGAUGACGACGAAGAUGAUGAUGAUGAUGCUUCGAAGGGGAGAGGAAAGCAUUCACGCCAUGUUGAAGUUCGUCGUGAUUGUCCUUAUCUUGAUACUGUUAAUCGUCAGGUGUUGGAUUUUGAUUUCGAGAGGUUUUGCUCUGUCUCAUUGUCAAAUCUGAAUGUGUAUGCGUGUCUUGUUUGUGGGAAGUACUUUCAAGGAAGAAGCCAGAAGUCUCAUGCUUAUACACAUAGCUUGGAAGCAGGACACCACGUUUACAUCAAUCUUCUGACAGAGAAGGUUUAUUGUCUUCCUGAUAGUUACGAGAUCAAUGACCCUUCUUUGGAUGACAUUCGCCAUGUUUUAAACCCAAGGUUUAGUAGAGCACAAGUAAACGAGCUUGACAAGAAUAGGCAGUGGUCUAGGGCUCUUGAUGGCUCCGACUAUCUUCCAGGAAUGGUGGGGUUGAACAACAUACAAAAGACAGAGUUUGUGAAUGUUACAAUCCAGUCGUUGAUGAGAGUUACUCCUCUAAGGAAUUUCUUCCUCAUUCCUGAAAAUUAUCAGCACUGCAAGUCUCCUCUUGGUCACCGUUUUGGGGAACUAACUCGCAAGAUUUGGCAUGCUCGAAACUUUAAAGGACAAGUGAGUCCACAUGAGUUCUUGCAAGCUGUCAUGAAAGCCAGCAAGAAACGCUUUAGGAUUGGCCAACAAUCAGAUCCAGUAGAGUUUAUGUCGUGGCUCCUCAACACUUUGCACAUGGAUCUUAGAACUUCAAAGGACGCUAGCAGUAUCAUCCACAAGUGCUUCCAGGGUGAGUUGGAGGUUGUGAAAGAGUAUCAAGGCAAUGAAAACAAAGAAAUCUCCAGGAUGCCGUUUCUGAUGCUUGGGCUAGAUUUGCCACCGCCUCCUCUUUUCAAAGAUGUCAUGGAGAAAAACAUUAUUCCGCAGGUAUAUGGCUAUUUCAAAUCUUGAAAGUCUUGCUACUUUGUGCCAUUAAAAAAAUGCAUUUCAGAAAAAUGAUAACGUGGAGUGCUAGAAAACUUAUGAUUCUCAAUAUACAGCUACAUAAAUAAUGUCACAUUUGGUUGAGAUACAAUUAAGGGAUUCUUAAAUAGUGCCAUUGCCAAUUUAAUGUCCUGGAGUAAACUUUCUUUUUCGAAUCUAGUUCAUGACUUGCGAAAGUGUAGAAUUCUCUGACUCAUUGGUUGUUUGGAGCUCCUGUAGCCUUUAUGGCUUGCUACCUCGUAUAUGCGUCUUAGAGUGUUUAGUUUGCAAAGUGAGGUUAGUGGAAUCUAAUUUCUUUGAUUUUUGGGUCAGGUUGCUCUAUUCGAUUUAUUGAAGAAGUUUGAUGGAGAAACGGUGACAGAGGUGGUUCGGCCUAAGCUGGCCAGAAUGAGAUACCGUGUAAUCAAAUCUCCUCGUUACUUGAUGUUCCAUAUGGUUCGGUUCAAGAAGAAUAACUUCUUCAAAGAGAAGAACCCUACAUUGGUUAACUUCCCAGUGAAGGACAUGGAGCUGAGGGAUUACAUACCAUCAUUGCCUAGAGCACCAGAAGGGGAGAAUGUGUGUUCAAAGUAUAAUCUAAUCGCUAACAUUGUACAUGAUGGUAAGCCUGAGGACGGGUACUUCAGAGUCUUUGUGCAGCGCAAGUCACAAGAACUAUGGUAAGCUUUCUCAAUCAUUAACUAUUAUUGUGUUUCAUGUUCACAAAUGCAUGAUCUAGAUCUGUGCAUAAGAAAGAUAUAAAUUCAUUUGGGGGAUAAUGUCCAUUGCAGGUACGAGAUGCAGGAUCUUCAUGUUGCAGAGACACUUCCCCAGAUGGUAGAACUAUCGGAAGCAUACAUGCAGAUAUAUGAGCAGCAGGAAGAAUAGAGCCCUGGAAAGAAACUGACUUCAUUUGGUUUAAGAGUAAAAGUGACCAGUUUUAUCUUGGAAUGAGAUUAGAGAUUUGUUUCACAACUCUUUUGGAAAAAGAUUUUUGGACCCCUUUAAAGGAUAGAGAGCCUGUUGUAUCAUAGUGAAAAACCUUUGGUAAAAAAACACAUAUAUGAGUUUUGGGAAGAGCUUUUGGUAAAAACUAAAAACGCAUAUUGAAAGAAAGCGACCUCUUCAAAUU